CUCUUCAAGCAACAAAAAAUGGAUCCACUAAACAAGAAAACAGAGUUGGUUUUCAUUCCUGUUCCUGGUAUGGGCCACCUAGUACCCACACUUGAGAUGGCAAAGGUCCUAAUAGCUAGAGAUGAACAUCUCGUCAUUACAGUCCUCGUAAUCAAGCUGCCUUCUGACAACAAACUCAGCUCAUAUAUUGAAUCAGUUUCGACAAACCCAAACUACAACUCUCAAAUGAAGUUCAUUGAACUCCCUCAAGAUGAGUCCAGCUUACAGUCAAUCACAAACACAACUUUCAUCACAUUUUUAUCCAGUCAUAAGCCUCAAGUCAGAAAUUCUGUGAUUGAAAUCUUGAAUUCAGGAUCAAAUCGUCUUGCGGGCCUUGUUAUUGACAUGAUGUGUACAGCAAUGAUAGAUGUGGCCAAUGAAUUUGGACUCCCGACAUAUGUUUUCUACACGUCUGGUGCUGCCAUGCUUGGUCUUCAGCUUCAUUUGCAGAGUCUCAGGGAUGAUUUUAACCAAGAUGUGACAGAAUACAAGGAUGAUCCAGAAGCAGAGCUUUCGGUGACAACGUAUGGAAACCCAUUUCCAGCUAAAUGUUUGCCAUCUAUAGCCUUUGACAAGGAUGGUGGUUCCACAAUGUACCUUGAUCUUUCUAAAAGGCUUCGAGAAGCUAAAGCUAUUCUAGUCAACACUUUCUCCGAAUUCGAAUCUCAUGCUGUCAAAUCCCUCUCCAUCGAUGAGAAAAUCCCACUUGUAUACCCAGUCGGACCCUUGCUAAACCUUGAUAACGAUCACGGUAACAAUCAAGAUUCUUCUCAACAUCAAACUAUAAUCAACUGGUUAGAUGAUCAACCCGAUUCAUCAGUAGUGUACCUCUGCUUUGGAAGCUUAGGAAGUUUCAACGAGGAGCAAAUAAAGGAAAUUGCAUAUGCUUUGGAGAAGAGCGGAUGUCGAUUCUUGUGGUCCCUAAAGAAGCCUUUGGCUAAAGAUACAUUUUUUCCAGCUGCUUAUGAUAAUCCAGAAGAUGUUUUGCCUGAGGGGUUCUUGCAAAGAACGGAAGCGAUUGGGAAGGUGAUAGGAUGGGCACCCCAGGUGGCUAUCUUGAGUCAUGAUGCUGUAGGAGGCUUUGUGUCACACUGUGGGUGGAAUUCGACUUUAGAGAGCAUUUGGUUCGGAGUACCACUGGCAACUUGGCCAAUAUAUUCGGAGCAGCAAGCCAAUGCAUUUCAAUUGGUGAAGGAUUUAGAGAUAGCAGUGGAGAUUAAGAUGGAUUAUAGGAAGGAUCUCAGAGGGACUGAAUCGAACGUUAUAGUAAAGGUAGAGGAGAUAGAGAAAGCAAUAAAGCAGCUGAUGGAGCCUGAAAAUGAAAUAAGGUUGAAAGUGAAAGACAUGAAGGAGAAGAGCAGAUUGACGCUCAAAGAAGGUGGAUCUUCCUACAACUCUGUUGGAUAUUUUAUCGAACAGGUGAUGGAUAUCACUAAUUGAGAAACAAUCUUAAACCGUGACAUGACUACUGGAAAACAAUAUAUUUUCUUCUACAAUUUGAUUGGGUCUUCGAGACUCAGACCACUGCAUUCUCAUUUUAGUAAUGUAAUUUUCGUGUGAAAUUUUUAGUGGAAGUAUACUGUAUUAAAA
Messenger RNA from Solanum verrucosum, 1629 nucleotides. RefSeq names its product UDP-glucose flavonoid 3-O-glucosyltransferase 6-like. Gene Ontology annotation, molecular function: UDP-glycosyltransferase activity. Lineage: Eukaryota; Viridiplantae; Streptophyta; Magnoliopsida; Solanales; Solanaceae. The transcript has a single exon. The coding region runs from base 19 to 1479 and encodes 486 amino acids. The record is from RefSeq and is a predicted model, not a curated record.